This is a messenger RNA of Mycosarcoma maydis (corn smut), 1086 nucleotides long. RefSeq lists its product as uncharacterized. Lineage: Eukaryota; Fungi; Basidiomycota; Ustilaginomycetes; Ustilaginales. The record is from RefSeq and is a predicted model, not a curated record. The transcript is spliced from 3 exons. The coding region runs from base 1 to 1086 and encodes 361 amino acids. Gene Ontology annotation, cellular component: nucleus.
AUGUCGUUGCCAUCCGAUAGCGAGCUGGUGGAACAAGUCCGCUUGAUCCUUGUCAAGGCUUAUGAGACAGUCAGUGUCGGACAGCAUACCAAGCGCAAAAUACGAGAAAUCCUCACCGACCAUUUUGGCGUCGAUCUGAAUUGCAUAAAAAAGAAGCUUUACCGCAUCAUCGAGGAGCAGAACGAAAUUGUGAGCGCCGAGUUCGACGUUCGAGACGACUAUGUACCUCAUACACAUUCCGAUGUCAAAGCCGACGUAUUUUCCAAGCCGAAAUCCUCUUUGAGAACCGAGGACGAUCGAGACCGGUCUGCUAAUGUCGGAUCGAAACGCAAUCAGCCCUCGUCUGACGUCGAACAAGACAACACGAAACACGAUGCCGAGCCUGACAAGGUCAUUGCUGCCAUUGCUGCUGCUGCUGCUGCUGCUGCUGCUGCUUCUGGCACUGCAAGACCAGAAAGUGGCUACAUGAGCCAAGAAUUCAGCGAGCUGGAAGACGACGCGCCGCAGUUGCGCAAGAAAGCCAGAAGGACCACCUCGAAAUCAGCAGCAUCGACGAAGCGAAACGCCACCGCUUCAUCCAGCAAAGCCGGCAGCGGUGAAGCCGAGCAACGUCUCGCACGACUGAAAAAGCUCGUUACGGAAUGCGGAGUACGCAAGCAGUGGAAGAAGCUAUACCUCGACGCUGGUGUUUCGGAGUCCGAUCUUCGUGGCCAGUGCAACAUCGUCCAAGGUGUGCUGAAAGACCUAGGUAUGACAGGCAAAGGGUCUCUGGAGCAGGCCAAGAAGAUACGAGCGCAACGAGAGUUUGCAGACGAGCUGGCCGCAUUGCAAGAAAAUCAAGUCUUGCACAGCGCGCGCCGGCAAAGCAGCACUCGACGUGGCCCAACUCACACCCUCACCAACGCCAACAACGCCCAAAAUUCAUCAUCUCAAUCCACCAACUUGCAACACCACUCCUCGUUCAAGAAAAUCUCCCGUAAAAUUCCCCUCUCCGACUCAGACGACAGCCAAGACCAUCCUCCAGCACAAACUAAAGCCUUUAAAUCAUCCCUCGCAAGCUUCGCCGCCGACCUCAACUCUGACUAG